Messenger RNA from Diatraea saccharalis (sugarcane borer), 1776 nucleotides. The record is from the annotation of a GenBank genome assembly. NCBI's taxonomy places the organism in Eukaryota, Metazoa, Arthropoda, Insecta, Lepidoptera, Crambidae.
AGUACACCAUAGAGUAUCGCGCGCGCCGCUCCUGCUCGCGCGCCACACGGAUAACUCGUGCUCACGUGUAAUACUCGAAUUAAAAUCGCGUGACAAAAAAGUUUAUAAUCUCAGUGAAUAAUGCCGCUUAUAGUGUGGUAAUAGAAAGAUUCAAGGCAGUGUCAAGGGCGAUCAACAAACAUGGCUCCAGCGCAACAGGACGUUCUGAUGUGUAAAGAAUCGGUGCAGUCACAAAUAAAAAUAAGACAUAUAGAUAGUGAAUUUAAAAUUGAAAAUGGUGAUGUCAGUGAAAAUAACAACGUGGUGGCAAAAAACGGUGCCAGUGACGAAACAAACAGUGACAAAGACUUCGACUUGAGCAAAUACGAAGCGAUGGAGUUCACUGCACGAAUAAAGUGGCCGGACCUAAUAGUUCAAUUAGUAUUACAUUUAGUUUCAAUAUACGGACUUUAUUUAACUUUAACAUUUCAAGUGAAAAUCCUCACAAUUUUAUUUGUGUUAGCAACGAUAUACACGUCAGGGUUCGGCAUAACAGCCGGUGUACACAGACUGUGGUCACAUCGAGCGUACCGCGCGAAGCUGCCGCUACGGAUACUCCUCGCCUUCCUAUUUACAAUAACUGGACAGCGUGAUAUAUACACCUGGGCUCUGGAUCACCGGGUACACCACAAGUAUUCAGAGACGGUUGCCGAUCCUCAUGACGUCCGACGAGGCUUUUGGUUCGCGCACGUCGGUUGGCUAGUGCUGACGCCGCACCCCGCUGUGGAAAAUCGCCGCGCUGCAUUAAGACUCACUGCCACAGAUCUCAUCGCUGAUCCAGUCGUCAGGAUACAGAAGUUAACUUUCAUACCACUGUUUGCGCUCUUGAACAUAGUGGUACCUACAGCAGUCCCCUGGUAUUGUUGGCAGGAGACCCUAUUCAAUAGUUUUGUGCUCAGUUUCGUCACACGAUUCACCAUCACCUUAAAUAUCGCUUACUGUGUCAACAGCUUCGCACAUCUCUGGGGCAAUAAGCCCUAUGAUAGAUUUAUCAGAUCUGUGGAGAACCAAGCGGUGAGCUUGGCAGCCUUAGGUGAGGGCUGGCACAACUAUCAUCAUGUGUUCCCAUGGGACUAUCGCACCUCCGAACUGGGAAGGAUCAACAUCUCUACUAAUUUCAUCGAUACCUUCGCGAAAAUCGGCUGGGCAUAUGACCUCAAAGCUGCAAGUACAACGAUGAUUAUCAACAGAGCUAAGAAAACAGGAGAUGGUACGUUCGGAGAAACCGAGGAACCGGAUCCGAGUCCUUCAGAAUACAAACACUUGUAGCUCAUACUUCUUAAUAACUCAAAUUAUAUAAGUACAAAUUCAUACGUUUCACAUUGUUACUAUAUUAUUAAUUCUUUAAAAGCUUAUUUUUGUGGGCUUCCUUGUAUACUUAUCUUUAAAAAUCUUAGUGUUUUUUUUUUAAAUAUAACCACUCUUUACUUUAUGAUACAAAAAAGCGAAAGAGUCUGCAAUUGUCUAAGAUUAUUCCUUUUUCUCAAUACAAACAUUCUGAUGGCAUUUUUUCUCUUUUGAUUCACAAAUGUUUGUUAACAUAACCUGAAUAUAUAUUUGCCAGAAUAUAAUGAAAUACAUUAAUGAACUUUGAAUUUUCUGUUUAAAAUCGUAUAAAUAAAGAAUCGCCGAACUGUAAAUAGGUUUACUUUAAAUUUCCGUUAACUCUAAGUUAUGGAAAUGUAAUAAACUUACAAAAGAUGCAAGAAACGAUAUGGCUGAGAAAUAACAACAGCG